Pantherophis guttatus is the source of this 4232-nucleotide messenger RNA. RefSeq lists its product as uncharacterized. The record is from RefSeq and is a predicted model, not a curated record. NCBI's taxonomy places the organism in Eukaryota, Metazoa, Chordata, Lepidosauria, Squamata, Colubridae.
GCUGCUUUUAACUACCCGGGCUGAUCUCCGAAAACGCUUGAUUUACAGGAAUCGCUGCAAAGCAGAAAUUGAAAGUAACAAGGCCUGCAUUAAAAAGGACUCGCGGCUGCCUGAACUCCACAAGCAUCGCAGAUACUCGCAAGAGCGAAUAGCCGAUUUCGACUCCCGUCCAGUGUGAACUUCAAAACGUUGCCGACGCUGAAAUGGCUGUCCAGCCCAAAAGCGCACUUGCUACCCAAGCCAUAAUGAACAUCAGCAAAGCAGAGGAAGUCCGAAAAGAGACAGAACUGAUGAUGAAGCCCCACGCGAACUGGGAGGAGUAUCUGAUGCCUGGGCCCAUCUCCAUCGCCAUCUUAGGGGAGCUGGCUUGCAUUGCUGCAGGACAAGGAGACUUUGCCAUCAAUCUUGCCCCACCCCAGGGAGGCUACAAAUAUAUGAGGUAUCCGGACUCUUUCCAAGCUUCCCUAAUGCAGGUCAGCAACAGUGGUUGGCAUGCCUUCAGCAUCGCCCACAAGAAUAUGGAUGGCAUCCGGCUCCUUUCUAUGAGCGUCCCUGAGCAAAUCAAGAUGGUCAUCAAGACCUUAUUCCAGGAUGACCUUACCUUGAUAGAUGCCUUGCUCCCUGGACAACUAUCCAGCCUGAAAUCGAUUGCAAACGAAUGUUCCUCUUUAGCUAAGGCAGUUGACAAUAAGUUCAAUGACGUCAUCUGUCUGAUUGGGGAAGUCCUGGAAGUGUGUACAAGUUCCAAAUCGCAGUACGAACAAGGGUUGACAGAAACCAAGCGCGCCUUGGAAGACCUGAAACUAAGGAAGGCAGCAGCUGAAGACGCCCAGGGGAAAGCAGAGGACUAUUACAAAGAAAUAAAGAACAGAGUGACCGAAACGUUUGAUGAUUACAGAAAAGCGAUCGAUAGCAUUCCUACUGGCUGGAAUGCUGUCAUUCUGGAAUUCACUUCGACUAUACGAGAAACCUUGACGUUGCCAAUUGCCCAUCUGACAUCCUUUCUCAGCUUUAAGGAAAAUACGUUGCCUAUUCCAAUCCACAGCAGAAGUGAGGAAGGUUGUGAAAGUGAGAAUGACUUUAUAGCCAUGAACAACAUCUCUGCCCUGUCAGCUCAAAUGCUGAAAUUGGUGGACGUCCUUCAAACCAUGGUGGAUGAUGAAGGUAAUAUUGACAUGGAUCUCCUCUACAAUAAAAAACACAAUGAAAUCACAACCGUAUGGACCAAAAAGAGAUCUCAGCAACUGUUAGCAAAAAUAAAAAAAGAAGGAAAGUGCAGCAUGAAAAAUUUGGCAGUGAAAAUAUGUAAUUAUAUAAUAGAUAUUUCCAAUAUAUUAAUUGAAGCAGUAGCGUCAGGGGAAGUAAACAAGAAAAAACUGAUAAAGAAAAUGGGCGUUCUCUCAGAUGAUAUUGUUGUUUUCGAUAGCAGAAGCAAGUCCUGUAACCGCACGUCCCCUUUUAGUCCCUUGGCGCCAAAUAUGGCCAAAUCCCAGAAAAACAUUCAAGAGGAGUCGACGUCAGCGGUGAAAAACAGCGUUUUGAAAAUAGAGCAAACGAAAGAAAUACUGAAGAUAAGUCAAGAAGAAUACCAAAAAAGUUUUGACAACUUAAAGCAGCAAAAUAAGGAUUUGCUGGAUGUGCUCAGUGAAAUGAGGAAGUGUGAAACAAAGGAGAUUGAUUUUGAAAAAGCCAAACAGAUGCUGAUCAAAGGCCUGGAUGCCAUGGGAAGAGUGAAGGAGCAGUGGGAGAAAAUGGUGCGUUUCUUCCAGAUGAUCUCCAACCUCAUUGAUUCCUGUCUCAAUAAACGCCUAACAGAAUUUGUGAAAUCAGCUGAAGAUCUUCCCAAAAUUCCGAAUUACUCCCACAAAGACUUUGUCAUAGAUAUGAUCUAUAAACAGGCCUUCAAUGCAUCCAACAUUGCUCACUUGGUGCACAUGAUAUCUGAGACCUACACUGAGGUGUCUUCAAAAUACUUGAUGGAUAAAGUGGGCAGCCUGAGUAGGCUUAUUUCCAUGGACCCUUCCGAUCCCCAAUUCCGAAUGGAGCGUAUGAAACUAGCAGAUGGCUGUGACAGUGCCCGACAAGCCAUAGAGAACUUGGUCAUUAAGCAAAAGAAAGAAUUCGAAUAUAAUAUCCAUGCCAGAGUGACAAAAAUCAAUUCUGAGCUGAAGGCUGUCUUGCCGGAAGUGCCCGAAGCAGAGAGAAAAGCUAUUGAACAUAAUGUGCACAAAGGGAUGAGGGAAAUCACCCAGGAUGAAGCCGAUCAAUUUAUGUAGACUUGUCUUUCAACCCUUGAGGGAAAUGGAGGCUGUCUGGGCUCUUCUCUAUUAUUGUAUUUCCCUCAGAGUAAUAGAAUGUAAAUUGGGCCAUUCGGUCAUCUUGUAUUUGGUAAAACUAGAAAAGAAACAGCUAGAGAUAUUGUUGUUCAGGAACCUUUCAAAAAAUAAUCUUGGCCAACCAUUUCUGAGGUGGGGGCUCAUGUUAGCUUCUACUAAAUACUUCUAUUUUCAUUUUUUCUUUAUACACAUUACCUCUUCUCUUAUCUUCUUUCAAUUUGUAUGGACCGAUACCUCUACCUCUGCCUGCUGAUCUGCUAGCUGGUUGUCUAUCCUACCAUUCCUCUCUUUUUGGGCUAUUUCUAAUGGAGGAAAAGCUGAAGUGUAUCUCGUGUGCUUCUCUUUUUCCAUAAUUUGUGUGUCUAUGAUAGAGAAAAGGGUUGGGAUACGUACAGUAAGUAGCUUGAGAUCUAUAUUAAAAAAACAAUGUCCAUUCAUUCAUUGCUAUUAAUUCUGUUGUCAUUGCAGGUUUCCCUCAUUUUUGAAGUGAUGGUACAAUCAAGUAUGAAUCUCUCUCUCUCUCUCUCUCUCUCACACACACACACACACACACACAUCUAUGUGCACACAUUAAUGGGGGAAUGAAUAGAAUGCCUACAUUUUUUUUCUGGGGUUGGCAAUUUUAGGCCUGUAUUUCUUUGGAGAUGCUUAUCGAUUAACAGAAUAACAGAGGGACCUUAGAGGUCUUCUAGUCCAAUCCCCUGCUGGGUCCAACAGCCUGAUCUAUCAUCUCUUACAGAGAUGAGUGCUUGGAUUACUAUGCCCACUGAAAUAUAAGUGAUAGGUCCUCAGUCUUCCUGGCUUCUUGAGUCUUUCUAGCAUCUUUUCAUAUGAUGCUGAGAAUGCGAGAAUGGUCAGAUUCUAACAACCACUCCUAGUUUACUUUCUGCAAAUAAACUUUAAGAUAGCAAAUAUUAAGAACAAGGGAUUUUUUUUUUACUUUUUAGAGAAGGGGAUCUCUUUUCAUCAAGGACCAAAUGGUAAAAAUGUACCUAACGAGGAAAAGAGUGCCAGCUUAGAGAGAUAGUCUUCAAGUACUUUUAGAUGAUACGUUUCCAGGAAAUCAAGAGAAAGAGGUUGACCAAUCAGCCCGGAUGAACAGAGUAAUUAAAUACUGAGUUUUGGGCUAAACCAGGGGUGUCAAACUCAAGGCCCGCGGGCUGGAUGUAGCCCAUGGGGUGCUUAAAUCCAGCCCAUAGGGCCGGGCUGAAAAUAUCAAAGGACCGACUCGUGGUGCCUCUGCUGGCCAAAACGGGCCGCGUGCGGCCUCCCUGUGGCCCGUUUUUGGCCUCCCCGGCCUCCAGCACCACUCUGCCAUCUCCACAUGGCCCAUUUUUGGCCAGCAGAGUGUUGCUUGACGCCCUGGCAGGCCAAAAACGGGCCGUGUGGGGGCCUCAGGAGGCCUCAACGCAGCCCAAUUUUAGCCGGCAGGGUGCUGCAGGAGGCCGUUCAGCCAUUUUGGCUGGCUGGUGCUGCAGGAGGCAUCCAUCCUGUCUCCCCCACCCCACCCCGCUGGCCCGUGGAGGAGAACUACAAUGCUGAUCUGGCCCUCGAAGAAAUCCAGUUUGACACCCCUGGGUUAAACAGUUCCAAAUAAUAAUUUCUUUUAUUUGGUUAAUCGUACAAGUUUUAACUGCUAAUACACUCUGUUUUUUUAUAUAUAUUGUUGUAAUCUUAAAUCAGCUAAAUAAGAUUUUUAACUUUUUGCCUUUCAGUUGUUACUUUUACAUUUUAAUAUUUGUCUCUUUUAUUUUAUUGAUUCGUUAAGAGUUUUUCUACCACGUAUAAGAACUAUGUUAAUCAUCUGAAGUUACUAAACAUUAUACUAAAUAGCUAUCCUAACGUUACUUGCUUUUAUGCUAAAAAUAGUCAAUAAAUGUCUAUUCUCUAAAAUUG